This is a messenger RNA of Hypomesus transpacificus, 7675 nucleotides long. It is a transcript of the gene baz1b, whose product is annotated as bromodomain adjacent to zinc finger domain, 1B. The transcript has 20 exons. Gene Ontology annotation, molecular function: histone H2AXY142 kinase activity; protein binding. Gene Ontology annotation, cellular component: WICH complex. Lineage: Eukaryota; Metazoa; Chordata; Actinopteri; Osmeriformes; Osmeridae. The record is from RefSeq and is a predicted model, not a curated record. Gene Ontology annotation, biological process: chromatin remodeling. The coding region runs from base 669 to 6005 and encodes 1778 amino acids.
UGCCGGGGAAACGGGAGUUUUGGGGUUGUGCGGGAUUGUGCCGGCGGAGUAAGAGCUCCCGCCAUUUCUCUCAGCCAGGAAUUAACCUCUUGUGUGUUGCUGUGUACUUUUUACAACCGUGUACUUUACUUGUUGCAUUCGUAACUUUGAACUGCAAGAAUAGCGAAAGAGAAAAUUCAGUCUGUUAAAAGAGGCCUAGCCAGUUAAGAAGACCGGGGAGUAGAGAACGCGCCAGACCCCCUGACGGGAGCCUGUGCUUUGCCGCGAGUUCGUGAAUCCUGCGAGGCGCGCAUCUCCAUCCUUUUUUCGGACCAGCAGAAGUUUACUCCAGAUAAUCAUAGUAGUGUAAUUUUAUCAGGCAUCUUAUUUUGUACGUGAUGCAUAAACAUGGCAUAACCAGCGGCGAACAGAACUUUGAUGCGAUGUAGCUGAUAGCAAGAAGUGCUGUGUUAUUGUUUUGCAGCGAGGAAUUAUCUGGCUAGCAAAAAACUACCCUGCUAGCUAGCUAGUUUGAUGCUACACGUUGUGCUCGCCGGUAACGUGGACAGUCCUCGGUGACAUUUGUUGUGUACUUGGAUACAUGCUAAGGCUAUAUUAUCUUAUUUUGAGUAGUUCUGUGCUAGGAGACUUAUUUCUAAAGUCGACGUUACUGACGUUUUGGACUUACGAUGGCACCGCUUUUGGGCCGGAAACCCUACCCGCUGGUUAAGCCGCUAGCCGAGCCGCCAGGCCCAGCGGAGGAGGUCUACAUCAUCGAACACACCAAGGAGGCCUUCAGGAACAAAGAAGAGUACGAAGCCAGGCUGCAAAGGUACAGCGAGCGCAUCUGGACCUGCAAGAGCACUGGCAGCGCCCAGCUCACUCACAAAGAGGCCUGGGAGGAGGAGCAAGAAGUCACAGAACUCCUCCAGGAGGAGUAUCCCCUGUGGUUCGAGAGGCCUGUUCUGGAGAUGGUCCACCACAACACUGUGUCUUUGGAUAAGCUAGUGGACCAGGCCUGGGUGGAGAUCCUCACCAAGUACGCUGUGGAUGAAGAGUGUGACUUCCUGCUGGGGAAAGAUAAAAGUCUGCGUGUGAAGAUAGUGAAGAUCCACCCUCUGGAGAACCCCGAGGGCGAGGCAGCAGAGAAGAAGCUAGAGGGAGCCUGCGAUUCUCCCUCCAGUGACAAAGAGAAUGCCAGCCAGGAGAACCAGAAGAAGGAGCUGCUGCCCCGGGAGGAGGAGAGCAGCCGGAGAGAGAGUCUCAGUGACCGGGCACGUAGAUCUCCCAGGAAACUGCCCACCAGUGUAAAAGAGGAGAAAAAGAGAUGGGUUAUGCCCAAAUUCCUUCCACACAAGUAUGAUGUAAAGCUCAUCAACGAGGAUAAGGUCAUCAGUGACGUUCCUGUGGACAGCCUCUUCCGGAGCGAACGUCCCCCGACCAAGGAGAUCAUGCGUUACUUCAUCAGACACUAUGCACUGAGGCUGGGGACAGGGGAGAGCGCCCCCUGGGUGGUGGAGGACGAACUGGUGAAGAAGUUCAAUCUGCCCAGCAAAUUCAGUGACUUCCUGCUGGAUCCAUACAAGUUCUUGGCUGAGAAUUCUACCACCAAACGCAAGAGCUUGACCUCACCCGAAGGAAAACCCAGCAAAAAACUCAAGACUUCAGAGUCCAGUGAAGAUCAAAACGAAAAGAGCGAGAAGAAGAAAAAGAAGAAGGACUCUGUGAACAUGCCGCUGAGCCCCACACUCUGGGGCCACAUGCAGAAAAUGAAUGGCUCCCCUCUGAAAGUCAAAAAUGGAACCCCGAAGAAAGCAGAAGGUAAAGGAUCCGCCACUCCAAAGUCAGGCAAGAAGCCCGGAAACAAGAAGAGCAGCAGGAGCAGGAGCAACCUCAAAACCGAUAAAGGUGGAUCCAAGAAACCCAAGAUGAAGCAAAUGACCCUGCUGGACUUGGCCAAGAACGCUCCUGCCGGCAGCCCCAAAAAAAGAGCCCGCAGCUCUGGACCCGGGACGCCCAAGUUGGGCAAGCCCCUGCCCCCCAUGGCCCUGCACCUCCUGCGCUACUACAAGGAGAACAAGGGCAAAGAGGACAAGAAGAAUGCCCUGUCCUCCCUCAUCUCCAAGGCAGCCAAGGCCCUGUCUCCGGACGACCGCAACCGCCUCCCCGAGGAGCUGAAGGACCUGGUGCUGAAACGCUGGGAGCUGCUGGAGCAAAAGCGGCUCUGGGCUGCCAUGAGCGAGGAGGAGAAGCAGGACGUGAUGCGCAAGAAGCGCGAGGAGAUCAAGGAGAAGCUGAGGGAGAAGGCCAGGGAGCGCCGCGAGAAGGAGAUGCUGGUGCGCCGCGAGCAGCAGCGCCGCUACGAGGACCAAGAGAUCAAGGGCAAGAGCCUGCCCACCUUCAAGUUGGUGGACAUGCCCGAGGGACUGCCCAACGCCUUGUUUGGAGACGUCGCCAUGGUGGCCGACUUCCUCAACUGCUACGCGGGCCUGUUGAUGCCGGACGACCAGUAUCCCAUCACGGCCGUGGCGCUGAUGGAAGCCCUGGCUGGAGAGAAGGCGGGUUUCCACUACCUGAACCGGGUGCUGGUGGUGCUGCUCCAGACCCUGCUCCAGGACGAGCUGGCCGAGGGCUACAGCGAGCUGGACAUGGCCCUGUCGGAGAUCCCCCUCACCAUGCACUCCGUGUCCGAGCUGGUGCGCCUGUGCCUGCGGCCGUGCGACGCCCACGGCGAGCACAGCGGCCAGGGCUCGGACGACUGGGCCCUGGGAGGCUUCGACGACGUGGUGACCAGCGAGUUCCUGGAGCGCCUGGAGACGGUGGAGGUGUUUGAGCUGACCCCGCAGGACAAGACCAGCCUGCUGGUGGCGCUGUGCCACCGCAUCCUCAUGACCUACUCCGUGGAGGACCACGUGGAAGCCAUGCACCAGCGCUCAGCCGAGCUCUGGAAGGAGCGCCUCGCCUCGCUCAAGGAGGUCAACGACCGCAAGAGGGCGGAGAAGCUGCGGCGCAAGGAGCAGAUGGAGGUCAAGGGGGACGGGCCCACGGCCACAGCCAAGCCCGAGAAGGAGGGGAAGGUGGAGGUGAAGAAGGAGGGGAAGGUGGAGCUGAAGAAGGAGGGGAAGGUGGAGGUGAAGAAGGAGGGGAAGGUGGAGGUGAAGAAGGAGGGGAAGGUGGAGGUGAAGAAGGAGGGGAAGGCUGAGCCGGACCAGGAUGACAUGAUCAGCUCGGUGAAGAGCAGGAGGCUGAUGUCCAUCCAGGCCAAGAAGGACAAGGAGGAGCAGGACAGGCAGAACAAGGAGCGCAUGGAGAAGGAGGCAGAGGAGGAGCGCGUCCGCAAGCAGAAGGUCUCCGCCGAGAGGGCCUUCCAGGACGGCAUCCUCAAGGCUAAGCUGGUCUUCAGGAGAAUCCCCCUGGGAACGGACCGCAACCACAACAGGUACUGGCUGUUCUCCGACGUGGUGCCUGGCCUGUACAUUGAGAAGGGCUGGGUGCAUGAGAGCAUCACCUACAGCUACACCCCCCCUGCUGAAGAGACCAGCGGCGAGGAAGAGGAGGAGGAAGAGGAGGAAGAGGCAGGUGGAGACAAGGAGGAGGAAGAGGAGGAGGAGGAGGAAGACAGCAUCGAUGGUGCUGAGGCGGCCCAGUCUGGAGCGCUGGCUGACGUGUGCAGAGAGACCACGGUCCCCAAACAGGGACAGAACCUCUGGUUUGUGUGCGACACGCCCACAGAACUAGAGGAGCUGGUGGAGAACCUCCAUCCUCAGGGAGUCCGAGAGAGUGACCUGAAGAGUAAGCUGCAAGUUAGGUACCAGGAUGUCCUCCACUCUAUCUACCUGACCCGCAAGAACCGGAUAGGCCUCCGGAGCUGUGACGGCCACCAGGAGCUCCUCAAGUACCUCCGCAGUGACAUCAUGGAGGUGGCCUCGCGUCUGCACAAGGGGGGCCUAGGCUACCUGGAGGACAACAUUCUCUUCGAAAACAAGUUGCGAAACAUGGAGAAGCUGAAGGAGUUUGGAGAGUGCAUCAUCACCGUCCAAGACUGCGUGAUCAAGAAGUUCCUCCAGGGCUUCAUGGCUCCCAAGCAGAAGAAGAGGCGGAAGCAGGCGGGCGGGGAGGAGAGCAGCAAGGCCGAGGAGGUGGACGAAGACAAGAAGCUGGCGGAGGAGGCCAGGGUGGCGACGGCGGUGGAGAAAUGGAAGACAGCCAUCCGCGAGGCCCAAACCUUCUCCCGGAUGCAUGUGCUUCUGGGCAUGCUGGACUCGUGCAUCAAGUGGGACAUGUCGGCGGAGAACGCUCGGUGCAAGGUGUGCAGGAAGAAAGAGGAUGACAAGCUGAUUCUAUGUGACGAGUGUAACAAGGCCUUCCACCUGUACUGCCUGCGUCCCGUGCUGCACCGGAUCCCUGCUGGGGAGUGGCUGUGCCCUGCCUGCCAGCCCACGGUGGCACGCCGCUACUCCCGCGCCAGGAACUACAAUGAGGAUACGGAGGAAGAGGAGGACAGGGAGUCUGAGGAGGAGUCGGAGGAAGAGGAGGACGAUGAAGAGGAGGACAACGAUUACAAAGCCAUGGGGCACAGCUUAAGACCACGGAAGAAGAAGAACAAACAGCUGUCGUCGCGCUCCAAAGGGUCCAGUAAGCACAAGUCUAAGAAACACUCUCCCCCUAGUGGUCGGGGCAGCAAACAGCGGGCCCGGCCCAGCAGCCCUGCUGACAUAGAUGAGCUGGUACGACAGAGCACCAGGACAGGAGUGAGCCGGCAGGUUCUGGAACUGGAGCGCUGUGAGGAGAUCCUUCAGAAAAUGGUCAAGUUCCGCUACAGCUGGCCCUUCAGAGAGCCCGUGUCCGCUGACGAGGCGGAAGACUACCUGGACAUCAUCUCCAGCCCCAUGGACUUCCAGACCAUGCUGGCCAAGUUCUCCAAGGGCCAGUACCGCCACGCGCAGGACUUCCUGGAGGACAUCAAGCUGGUGUUCUCCAACGCCGAGGAGUACAACCAGACCGGCAGCUCGGUGCUCUCCUGCAUGACCAAGACGGAGCAGGCCUUCAGCGAGCUGCUGCACAAGCUGCUGCCCGGCCUCAGCUACCUGCGCCGGCGCCAGCGCAAACGCCUCAGUCGCACCCCGGCCCACUCAGAGGACCGCAGCGAGGAGGAGGAGGAGGAGGAGGAAGAGGAGGAGGAGGAGGAGGAGGAGGAGGAGCAGCAGCAGCAGCAGCAGCAGAAGGGGAGGAAAAGGCAGAACGGCAAGGUGGGCCGGCCCAGGAGAGUGGUGGUGGAGCAGGCGAGGAAAACCAAGCGUGGCAGACGACAGCUGCAGGAGGAGGAGGAGAGCGAGAGCGAAGGGCACGCUGCCGUGAGGAGGAAGACCAAGCGUGGCAGACGACAGGAGGAGGAGGAGGAGGAGGAGGAGGAGAGCGAGAGCGAGAGCGAAGGGCAGGCUGCCGUGAGGAGGAAGACCAAGCGUGGCAGACGACAGCAGCAGGAGGAGGAGGAGAGCGAGAGCGAAGGGCAGGCUGCCGUGAGGAGGAAGACCAAGCGUGGCAGACGACAGGAGCAGGAGGAGGAGGAGAGCGAGAGCGAAGGGCACGCUGCCGUGAGGAGGAAGACCAAGCGUGGCAGACGACAGGAGCAGGAGGAGGAGGAGAGCGAGAGCGAGAGCGAAGGGCAGGCUGCCGUGAGGAGGAAGACCAAGCGUGGCAGACGACAGCAGCAGGAGGAGGAGGAGGAGGAGAGCGAGAGCGAAGGGCAGGCUGCCGUGAGGAGGAAGACCAAGCGUGGCAGACGACAGCAGCAGCAGGAAGAGGAGGAGGAGGAGAGCGAGAGCGAAGGGACCGCUGCCGUGAUUCGGAAGAGCAAGCGGGCGGCCGUGAGCACCAGCAGGAGAAACUACCAGGAGCAGGAGAGUGACAGCGAGCGCGACAGGAGAACUCGCCGGCGGGGGGGCCAGGGGGGCGGCGGGGCUGGCAGCAGUGACGAGGACAGGCCCAGCCAGCGACAUUCCAAGAGGAGGAAACGCUCCUCGUGAAGUCCAGGGGGGCUUCGGUGGCUCUUGAAUUCUUCUGGCCCUUCUAAAAGGACUCCCACAGAAAUGGGACUCCGCUCUCAGAUGGAGUUUUCCUUUUUUUCCUUUUUUGGUGUUCAGAUUUAUGUUCAUAUUUUGAAAUUGAUAGAAAACUGAUUUAUAUUUGUAACGCAAUUUAAUAUUGGUGAUUUUUUUCAACCGGGAAAACAACAAAUUGACAUGUGAUGUUGAGGGUUUGUGACACCCCUUUAAGAGUCUUUAAUUUGACCUGAUCCCCAUUCCUGCCUUCUCUUGCCCUGGUAAUCCUCCCAAGAACAGCAGCAUCUGCCUCCAAGAAGCAGGAUGGACACUUGGGCCAUGGGGAAGGGGCUUCAUGUGCGUUGCCCACAUGAUCCCAAGACACUGACCAUCUCAUGUUUCUUAAGAUAUGUCACCCACUUGUGCUAAGCAAUCCCCACUGGUAUAGAUUGAUGACUUUUUAAACACGUUCAGUUCAGUUCCUCCUUUUUCAGUGCAGAGUCCUGCCCAGGUUUCAGCCACGUGGUUUGCAGGAAUGGUCAUGCUCCCCAGGUUACCACAGUUGUAAAAUGUUGUGACCUCUCACCUCUACCAAUCCUCCAGGCUAAGGUGAGGCCCCUUCCUCCUCCACAGACCUGUCGGCUCCAGAGACAGUGUCGGGGCCAGGUGACUGAUGGUAUACAGUGUAUUUGUAUGCUAGAAGCGCAAAUCUGCAUGGGAACAUAUGUAGACAAAUGCAUUCACAUAUGAAAAUAUUAGUUUUUUAAAUUCCCCCACCCACCCACUUACAUUCUGCUAAAUAUCAUUGGAAAGUAGUAUAUGAAAUACCUCCUAGAUGCAUCCCAUAGUCCAGUCAGGCUCCAGGAUUUUAUCAUUAGUAUCCUAUGGCCACCAGGUGGUGCUGUUCAGUUGCACAGAGAACUGCUGCUUUAACAUGCCGAGCGAUCAAUCCCACAGUGUCAGUGUGGUGCAGACUGGUUGGAGACUGUGAAACCCCUCCCUCCUGCUGCACGAAGCCUGCCUCCAUCCACCCCCUGGACAGAUGGACCCCUUCAGUAGGGUGCUGUAGGUACUGGCGAGGUCAUGACAUACAGAGCUCUUGGUUUUCACGUUGGAACGUUGCACCCUUAUAUGCAGUGUUCCAACAUGGAUUAGCAUCGUCCCCUUGCUCUAUUAGGAUCAUUUGGCCAGUUAUAUGAAUGCUUUUAUUUCUUUUUGUUCGUUUUGUUACUGUUUUAGAUCACACUUGUGUAAAUGAUUGGGGAAUCAUUACUGACUGUUAUAUCACCUCGAUAAAUCCUAUUUUGAUCCGACUGAUCUGUUAAUCCAAUCUACAACAUGCAAAAGUGACUGCCCUCUCGACAGUUCCUGACUGUAAAUGCUUUCUUUAUUUCUGCAGGAACAACCAAGUCUUUUACACUUACCUGUUUAUAUUUAUAGUCUGAGCUGGGGUUGGAAUUGGGCAGAGUUUGGGCCUCCUGUGUAAAGAACUUCCAAUAAAGAUUAUGAACACGAAGCGUAGCUCUUUCGUGUUUGUACUUGUAGUUUCCCCAGUCAUCACUGCCAAUCGCCAACUGGCCACAGGGUGCAGGUUACCACGAGAAAGGAGGCUGAUGUGUUUUCUUUACUUUUUAAUAAAACUUGAUUGUCCUGUU